Rhipicephalus sanguineus (brown dog tick) is the source of this 1275-nucleotide messenger RNA. RefSeq lists its product as uncharacterized. The record is from RefSeq and is a predicted model, not a curated record. The transcript has 2 exons. Bases 243 to 569 code for a protein of 108 amino acids. Lineage: Eukaryota; Metazoa; Arthropoda; Arachnida; Ixodida; Ixodidae.
CCAUUUUAAUAUGGAAGUGAUGGCCAUUGUGGAAACUGUCAUCAGCGAGUUGCUUAAUUGCCACUUUAGCCUUGUCAUGCUUAAGUCUUAGAAGACCAAAACUUCUGCCGAGUUUAGUAACAUUUCGCACUCGCUAAGAAAGUGUUUAAUAUUUAUGUUUCUUGCUGGGGCGUCUGCGUCUUGUUUACGAGUGUGGUUUACAAGAGCUUGAAUAAUUUGACAGGUGGAGACAUACAUGAAUAAUGGCGUGUUCAACGGUGCCACAGGACAUCACCGGCGAUCUGAGAGGGCACUGCAAGGAGUGCGAAUGCAGUGGUUUUCAGUGCCUUGUUGAUCUGGCCAUGACAAGGUACCUAUUGGCUGGUGCAUUCUCUGUGGACACUCGCCUGCCUCAUAUGGACCUCUCGUCAGCCUCUAUGAGGGUGCCCAAGACGGAUAUCUGGAGGAAGCUGAAUCUUGCAGUGCACCACAACAGUCUUUGGCUAGGCAAAUAUGUGGCCAGUGGUCAACAGACACCACCACUUACCCAGAAAGAGGGCCUGCGCAAUCUGUCGAAAAUUAUUCUUUGACAGUGCACCAGACAAUGAAGUUCGGCACCCAGGAAGUGCUUCCGCCCCUGUACUGACGCAAGGGGCCGAAGAAAGUUUUCGUUCAAGCACCUCGACCCAGCUACAUCAUAAGUGUGUACACUGCGACUUCUCAUCUUAUUAUUUUAGUCGUUUUCCAUCUCACAUGAAACUUGCUCAUCGUUCUGUUAAAAAGUACACCUGUGCCCUUUGUAAGGUCACUUUUGCAGCUGUUACCCGUUAUAAACAGCAUUUUGAUGAAUUUCACAUCUUGAUCGUGGCCAGUGAAGAGCAGCAUUUGCUGAGUAGCGACAGUGAAAUGGUCCACCAGGACAUGAGCAUUGAAACUGAGGUCUCAUAAUUUGAGCCGUGUGUGCUCAAUGAUGAGGCAAGGCUCUCCGAUCUGUUCAGGCUUUUGGAGGGUGAGCACAUACGUGCAAAAAAGCUAUCAGUGCUGUUGUCAAAAACAUUUCAGAAUUGUUCCGCGCCAAGGGUCUUCAGCUAGACGCAUCAGGUUUGUUAACUGACAAGGCGGGAAAACGUCAGUAUGAACGUAAUAACAUAUAUGUUAGACCUUCCAAAAAAGCACUUCCCAAUGGUUCCCAUGGUUAUUAUGUAUCACUAAAGGCACUCUUAAAAACCUUGUACCAACAUCCAGAAACAAGUAGCCAUCUUCAGGAAAAGUUUGUUAUCUCUGAAGAUGGUUUCC